UGUUUUUGGAAAAUAUUUUUGUGACAUUCCAGGGCAUAUGAUUGGACUGAGCUUGUGUUUGUCACCCGGUGUACGUUAAAGCUAUCCGAAGUUGUGAAUGGCCCAUGGCGCAGUGGCGGCUGUGUGUGUCGCUGUGGCGUGCUUUAUCUCAGUGGGCCUGAACUUUGUCACUCAGCUGUUUUGGGUGGGCGAGAUAAGGGGGCCCUGAUAUAAUGGCCCCGCUCUCCCCUGCAUGCACAACCAUUGUACGAGCCCAGCUUGGAAACGCUCCACCAUGGAGUGGCUUUUGAUCGCCGUGGCAACCUGCCUGUUAGUCUCCUGCCCUGUCAAAGGGGACGAUUGGAGAUGGGAAUAUGAAGAAGGACUUCGGCAUUACAGUGAGGAAGCCCUCAAGAAGGAGUAUCCUGAGAAAACCAGGCCAGCAAGUUUUAAACACCCGCCUUUCUGGUGUCCUGACAUGACUCCCUCUACUUCCAUACCUACCUCAGUUGAGCUGGUUAAGGCAGCAGACAUCAAAGUCAUCGCAGCUCUUGGGGAUUCACUGACGACUGCCAUUGGGGCGAAUGCAACCACAGUCCUUGGUAUACCUAUUGAAUUUCGUCAUGUGUCAUGGAGCAUUGGUGGCUAUGGAACUUUCCAAGAUGUUAUAACACUUGCAAACAUCAUCAGACUGUUCAACCCCAGUGUAGUGGGUCCUGCUCCAACCAAAACUGUCCAUGGAACCCCAGCUCCUCUCAGUGAGACUGGUUUUAACCUCGCUGUGACAGGGCACAACACUUUUAAUCUUCCUGGACAAACCAGACAUUUGAUUGAUACCCUGAAAACAUAUGAGGGCGUUAACUUUGACGAGGACUGGAAACUGCUGACCAUUCUCAUCGGCAUGAAUGAUAUCUGCGAUUACUGCAAAGACAAGUCUCUCUUUUCAGUGGAGAACUUCGUUCACUACAUGAGCGUGUCCUUGGAGAUGCUGAUGAACGAGGUCCCUCGAAUGAUAGUGAAUGUAGUUCAGAUUUUGCCCAUGGAGACGCUGCGCGAGGUGCAAAAGCCGACCCCAGGCUGUUUGCUCCAGAGGUCUUUCUGCUCCUGCCUGGUUAAGCCAGCCACAGGGUCUGCUGAUCUUAAAGAGCUGAUUGAGGUCAACCUCCAGUUCCAGACUGCCCUGGAGCAGCUCCUCUACAGUGCCCGUUUCUUUAAGAGCGACUUUGCUGUAGUUCUUCAGCCAUUUCUGAAGUAUGCUGACCCUCCACGGCACCCUAACGGAAAGAUUGACAUGAGUUUCUUCACCCCAGACUGUUUCCACUUCACCAUGAAAGGACAUGAAGAGCUGGCUAAGGGUCUUUGGAACAAUAUGUUUCAGCCUGAAGGGGAGAAAUUUAUGGUUGAGAGUUUUUCAAACCCCAUCCAGCUCAUGUGUCCUCCUGUGGACCAUCCCUACAUCUAUACCAAACCCAACGCUGUCAAGAAUGGCCAGUCCCCUCAGCCAGGACCGCCUUCAUCAGGAGGCUCACGUUUGACCACUUUCUUUUCCCCGAUCACUGCUUUGGCUUCUGUUCUUUUUUGGUGGGCCACCAACAUGGCCUUCAUAUAGAAACUGUUGAUGAAGCUCCAGGGAACUUCUCUGCUAUAUCAUGAACCUCCAACAAUGCCUUGUUUUUUCCACCACUUUUUGACCAGACUCUCAGAAGUUAAGAGUCCAACAACAAUACAGUGUUAUAUUUACAGCCUACAAAAGGAAGAACGAGCAAAUUGUGUCACUGCAAGUGAGAGACAGUAAUGAGUCAAAUUGGCAGAACUAUAUGCAAGUUAAAGUCGGUGUACUGCUUCUUUCACUCUUGUGAAACUUAUCAAAUUGCAAUGGUAAAACAGCGCCAGCAGCAUGAGCACAUCAUGUACGCUAACCUGAUGACCCUUUCUGAUCCAUCUAUCAUCCUUCUAACCGGAUAUCCACCAUUUCAAAGCCCAAAUAGAGCAGAGGCAGGUGCAGGCCACAUUUAGCCCUGACUAAUGCUGCUCUAAUUGAUUUAGCUAGGAAAGGUAAUUGCGUGAGCCAGCUCAGGCUCGUCUGAACAAAAAUGGCCCGAGGUUAGCCCGAAAACGCAUUAUGGUUGCGAGGUCAAAGGAGUUAGCUGUUUGGAAAGAAGAGUAUUGUGGCCUUUCAGAUGGUGGUUAAAUGCAGACCAUUUGAAAGAUACCUAAUGCGCAGACUAAUGAGAUAAUCGCUUUCUGGAUGCCGAAACCUGAGACUUGCUUUUAGUCUCCUCAAAUAAAGCUUUUGGAACAAGUAUACAUGCGUGUGUGCUUUUAUGCUGCCAUUAAGAGCCAUAGCAUUCUGGGACAGGGAAAGAGCAAUGUUUAGUGUUGACUUAUUAAACUCAAGAUUGUAUUUAAAAGUAAACAAGAGCCUUUGACUGAAAUCAGGACUGAUCAUAUCAGCUAGUAUCACUGUAAUCUCACAGGUGCAGAGAUUGAUUUAUGGAAAAGCCCUUUAUAUCAGAGAGGACUGUUUCCCAUUACAAACAUGUCCAUACAGGUGUGUUCCAUAAUAAGAAAUGGGUUCAUUCAUUACUUUCCUGGCCUUUGCUAGAGCAAACAGUUGCAUGGCCAUUUGAUACAGGGCAAACACUGUGGCACUGCUUACGCUAACCCACUUUAUUGUCUCCUUGAUUAGGAUCUGUGCACGUUGUGAAAUAGGAAAUUUGAGACCGGACAAACUUAUGAACAAAUGUGUGGCUAGCGUCUUAUUACACCUGUUUAAAAUUUCAAUCUUGAUUGAUACGAAAGGACAUAAAAAGCUCUACACAAGUCUAUAGUAGGUGCCUAGCAAGUCCUGAAUCACCAAAUUGUUAUUCCCAUUAAUGCUAAUUCUGUCGUAUAUUGUUGAUGAGCCGCUCACUGUUUCCUGCCAGGUUUUUCUACUAAAUGACAUUGUCUGAUGUACUUUUGCUCCUUCGGGCUCCUUUGAGAGAAUCCAGAGAACACGUGCAACGUAAGCGACCUAAUGACCUGUCAUGGGAAAUCAGCAUGUAGAGGGAGUAAACUCUAGAGGGCACCCAAAGGACAACAGGUUAAGCACAAG
This is a messenger RNA of Colossoma macropomum (tambaqui), 3076 nucleotides long. Its product is annotated as phospholipase B1, membrane-associated. The coding region runs from base 233 to 1588 and encodes 451 amino acids. Gene Ontology annotation, molecular function: phosphatidylcholine lysophospholipase A1 activity; retinyl-palmitate esterase activity; A2-type glycerophospholipase activity. Gene Ontology annotation, biological process: phospholipid metabolic process. Gene Ontology annotation, cellular component: brush border membrane. NCBI's taxonomy places the organism in Eukaryota, Metazoa, Chordata, Actinopteri, Characiformes, Serrasalmidae. The record is from RefSeq and is a predicted model, not a curated record. The transcript is spliced from 16 exons.